UUGGUUUUACUUUAUAACUCAUCAUGUCCACAACAUUCAGUAAUCAACGUGGUACAAAAUAUAACGCAGAGACGUAUUCCAAGGUAAAUGAUUGGCAACUGCAAUACGGUAAAAACCUUGCCAAGGCAGCUGGCAUAAAACACGGGAAGGAAAUCCUAGACAUGGGAUGUGGAACAGGUGAACUCACAUCAUUUCUUGCAGCGAGCGUUGGCGAAGAAGGUCUCGUAGUCGGUGUGGAUCCAGACGUGGAAAGAAUCAAGACUGCCAUUCAAAAUCAUUCCGUGAAGAAUCUUACAUUUAGACAUGGCGACAGUUCAAGCCAAUUUAUUGGUUUAGAUAAACAAUACGAUAUACAUUUCAGUAACUUUGUCAUUCAAUGGCUCGAUGCUGAGGAAAAGGAGAUGUUCGUCCAAACUGCGUUUAAAUGUCUGAAACCAGGAGGCACAAUUGCAAUUCAAAGCUUCGAGGACGAACCCGAAGUAUUUAAAGCAGCGAAAAGUCUCAUCCGAAUAGACGACAACGCAGCUGGAUCGCUGUUGGCUAAUACGACGAGUGAUAAGGCCGAGAAGGUUCCAUUCCAGCAUUUUGUUACGAAAUACGUGAUUGAAAAGCUGCUUCAGAAAUCAGGUUUUGAUAUUAUUUCCAGUGAUUAUUAUCACCGUACGCACAUAUUUUCCAGUGCAGAUGAAUUCCUAGCCUUCUUGUUUGCCUCGGAUUAUUAUGAUGCAACAAAGAUAUCUAGUGACAAGAGAAAAGAUUUCGAAAACAAAUUUGUGAAUGUUGAUGGAAAAGUGGAAGUUUUUUCUUCUUCUGUUUAUCAAAUUAUCGCCCGGAAGAAAGCAGACCUUAUCUAGUAACUUGAACAUGACAUGCCGUUUCUUAACAUCAUAUAAAAUUACAUUUAAGACAUGAUAUGUAGGACGAAAGUCAUUUGGCUAUAGGCCGGCAAUAGGGAGUUUAGCAUGAUCAUAUA
This is a messenger RNA of Dendronephthya gigantea, 973 nucleotides long. RefSeq names its product erythromycin 3''-O-methyltransferase-like. The transcript has a single exon. NCBI's taxonomy places the organism in Eukaryota, Metazoa, Cnidaria, Anthozoa, Malacalcyonacea, Nephtheidae. The record is from RefSeq and is a predicted model, not a curated record. Bases 24 to 854 code for a protein of 276 amino acids.